UCAUUCAUCUAUAUACAUUUGUUUUUUCUUUAUAUAACUAUAACUAUAUAUCUAUAUAUAUAUAAAAAAUCCACACUACAUUUAUCUGCUUAUUGAGUAUGAGCAAAAUAUCAAGUGAUUACAAGCGAGUAUUUGAUAAAUUUGACGAAGACCGAAAUGGCAUGGUCUCUCCGUCAGAGUUGCAACGACGUAUAGGAUUAAUAUGCCAAGAAGAAAUUUUAGUCCAAGACUUAGAAAUUGUGGUUGAAACAACGUUGCAUCAGAAUAAUAAAGGUGAGUUGGGGUUUGAAGAUUUUGUUAAGUUGAUGGAAAGUGAGAAAGAAGAGGAGAAGCUUGAGGACUUAAAGAAGGCGUUUAGAAUGUACGAAAUGGAUGGAACCGAUUGCAUCACUCCAAAGAGCUUGAACCGGAUGUUGAAUCGGCUUGGUGAGUCCAUAAGUGUGGAUGAAUGUGUUGGUAUGAUUAAUCGGUUUGAUCUUAAUGGCGAUGGUGUGCUUAACUUCGAUGAAUUUAGAGCUAUGAUGGUUUGAUAUUUCUAAUUAAGUUUCACAUUAUUAAUAUCCAAAGAUGAAAUAGCUAGAAUGCACGUGUAUAUAAAUGAGUAGUAUAUGACAUAUAUAUACAUUAUCUUUGGAUUUAGCUAGA
Molecule: messenger RNA, 645 nt
Organism: Erigeron canadensis
Lineage: Eukaryota; Viridiplantae; Streptophyta; Magnoliopsida; Asterales; Asteraceae
Product: calcium-binding protein CML38-like
Exons: 1
Coding region: 99-530 (143 amino acids)
Molecular function (GO): calcium ion binding; enzyme regulator activity
Source: RefSeq, a predicted model, not a curated record